AUGUCUUUUUUAAGCAGUGUUAAAUUUGAAGAUUUUGUUAAAAUUUCUAAAAUAUAUUUCGUCGUCACGCAAGUCAGUAUCAGCGUAGAAGUUCAGCGUGCAACGUCUCAGAUCUUCAGACCGGCGUACAGUUAUUUGCUGGCGGAUAACGUGAAGACAUCAGUUUGUUUUGAUGAUCGAAUGACACUCCCGUUCAACGUUAAGAGCAGAAAUUUAAAGGAAUGCAUUGUCAGAUGUUUGGGGAUGAUGAAUAAUGAAGUGAGAGGGGUGAAUUACAUUCAUUCAAAUGGAUCAUGUUCAUGUGUUCCCAAAGCUAACAUACGUUACGACGUUAUCCCUUCAAAUUCAGUUUACGAUGGACAGCAAUGCUACGUUAAUCACGAUUGCCCGCAGAAUUUCGACUACGUGAUAGAAUACCACAAGUGCUACAAAAUGCAGGACCAGAUUUUGAGCUGGUACGAUGGUAGGUCUCUAUGCAACAGCAUCUCAUCAUCGCAUCCAAUCACGAUUGAGGAUGAUGUCGAAAAUGCUUCUCACAUCGAUUACGUUAAUUUUAUUGAUAUUAUUUACUUGCCCUUGGAUGGUACUUUGUUCUAUAUUACUUUCUCCAGUGUCUCCAUCGGUAUCAUUGGUGUUGUUAGCAUAUUUCAUUAUUGUCCUUCUUGUCGAGAGUAUUAUUGA
Molecule: messenger RNA, 681 nt
Organism: Helobdella robusta
Lineage: Eukaryota; Metazoa; Annelida; Clitellata; Rhynchobdellida; Glossiphoniidae
Exons: 3
Coding region: 1-681 (226 amino acids)
Source: RefSeq, a predicted model, not a curated record